Molecule: messenger RNA, 2801 nt
Organism: Dermacentor silvarum
Lineage: Eukaryota; Metazoa; Arthropoda; Arachnida; Ixodida; Ixodidae
Exons: 13
Coding region: 1275-2801 (508 amino acids)
Source: RefSeq, a predicted model, not a curated record
GCGGGAACUCGUCAAAACGCUGGAGCGACAAAUCGCGCCUGCGACAGCGAGCGAACUGGCCUUCGCGCUGGCUCUCGCUUCAGCGCGAACGUCGAAAGCGCAGCGCAUGCGAAGCUACCGGCACUUGGCGAAUGCCCUUCGGCCGAUCGCAGAUAGCUUUGAAGAUGAGGCCGCCGCGGGCGCACACUUCAGCCGCGUCGCAGAUCGUUUUCAAGAUAGCUCCGUGAGCAGCAGCCGCGUAAGCAGAACGCCCCCCCCCCUCCCCCCCCCUCCCUUCUCUGUCGCUUCCUCGCGCGUGAACGAAGAGUGUGCACCUUCACUCGCAUACACAACGCACGGCGCGCGGCGACGAUUUUAUAAUCGUUGAACUUUAUACGGAACAUCACGACGACGGCAACGGUGACGGCAUAAAUGCGCUUGGAGUAUCCAUAUAAUUGCUAUCGCAAUAAAAUAAAAUAGUAUUCCGGUGAAAAGAAGAUAAAAAGACAACACGUAACUGGUGGAAUAUUGAAAUCAGAAAGGCAAUCGAAAAAGCCUGUGCAAAGCAUCCGGAAUCCGGAUAGCACAGACAUGAGAAAAAGGCACAACAGAGAAAAUCGAUUUAAAAAAUGGGGCUUAUAUAGCGACAGAAGUGGGAAGUCCGGAACCUGAUCUAGCGGAAAAUUAAAGCCAAAAAUCGCUAGCUUUUAGGAGUAGGUGGGACAACCUAAAGUACUCGAAAAAGUUUUCUGAAAUGACGCGAAAUAUCUAGGGGAAAAAAUAAAAUUGUACAGGCUUGUCGAGGACCAGGGGAAUCGCUUGGAAGGGGAAUAUGCAAUGAAAUGCAUUGCCGGAAACAUAGCUGAGUCAUUUGAGAGUAGUGAAAGUAGAGGCCUGGAGUGGUCGACCACAAAUCCACAAACCUCAAAAUUGCCCGACUGGUCGCUCGAGCCACUUUGCGUGCAUUCGUGGGCAUCUUUCACGCUCGGAAAAACACUUUUAUGUGGCACGUAUUGAGCAACAGACAGCUACGUCGGGAGUCUGUUGCUCAACAAUUUUCUCACAGACACUUUUAAUCUAAAUGUAAUAUUUGAGAAGUUGAUUAGUUAAGACUAGUUAUGUAAUUAGGCGGAAUGCAAAAAUAACCUGAGUAUCUCCAAUCGACUGUAAACAACGUUACUUUGGCUCUGUCCAGCUACGUGGCAUUUGCGUUCGAAUUCGGUUACAUUCGUCAAAGGCAAUGUGAAGGUUGGUUUGGAAUAGGCACAAUCUCUGUAUGUGUCUCGUUUUUUUUUAUGCGCAGACCGGACGAUGCGGUGACGUUUAAGCACGCGAAAAGUGAGAAUGGCGUCGAGGUUCUUCAAGACACCAUUGAAAUCACCAACAGCAGCAGCCGAACGGUCCACUUUCGGUUUGCGGACGACCCCGAGUUCAAAUUCUCGCCGCAUGCAGGCUUCAUCGCGCCGCAGUCUACAACGGUUGUUAUAGUGACCUUCUUCAAUGUGGACGGCCACUGCCAACCGCGGAGAUCCUCGGUGGUACUCCGUUCCAUCAGAGUCCGCAGCGAAGACCAGCAAGAAGUCGAGAGGCUUUGGAAGCGGACGCCCACGGAGCUUAUUGGAGAAAAGAGAUGGAAGUUGCAGUUCGAGAAAGACCAGCUGCUCGCCACAGCUCCAUCUACGAUGCCGUGUACAGGACGUGAACCACUGUCAAGCAAAGCAACCACUGGCGCUGGUGACGGAAAAUGGAUCGCGAACACCGCUAAAACGGGCAAGUCACGGCUUCCGGCAGCGACUCUGGCUACAGAGUGUGGCAACUGGCUUCUGCGCUUCCAGCUGCAGUUCGCUGUCAUAGUGAUGGGUGCCGUGGUGCUAUCCGCCUACUACUCGUGGGGGAUUGCCAAGUCCAGACAUGCACCGGACACGCCGGAUUCGGCACAUACACGGAUGUCACACAGCGCUGAAGCAAACAAGUCAUCGCCGCCGGCAGCGACUGAGGCCACGGAGUGCGCGAGAUGGCUCGUGCUCACAGAGCUGCUGUUGACCGUCGCCGUCGUUAUGGACGCCUACCUCGCGCUGUGGCUAGUCAAGUCGAAGAAAGCCCCGGAUGUACCAGAUGCGCCGAGUUUGACGGACAGAAGCUGCUCCAAAACUUCCUUGGCCGCUUCCAUCCUUCCAAAAAGGUACAAGCGACUACACGGCUGGCUAUCAACAUCGUGGGCCACGUACGCCGCCAAUACAAGCAAGUCUUGGCUUUCGGCAGCGACUCGGGCCGUGCAGUGCGCCAGGAGGCCCCUGCGUUCGCGACGGCUGUUGGCCGUCGUCGUGAUGUGCGCCGUAGUGCCGACCGCCUAUCACGAGCUGUGGGUAGCCAAGUCCACGCAUGUGCAGGACGCGCCGGACUCUGCACAUACAUGGACCACCUACAGCAGUCGGAGCAACCAAGCCAUCGCUGCCGGCAGCGGCUCGGGCAGUGGAAUGCGCCGGCUGGCGCCUUCUCUCGCAGCUGCUGUUGGUAGUCGUCAUUAUGAUUGGCGCCUGCCUCGGGCUGUGUAUACUCAAGUCCAAGCGAGCGCCGGAUGUGCCACGUACGCCAAGUUUGACAGACACAGAGCUCUCACUGACCUCCUCCUCUUGUGUGUUCUGGACGCUCGACAGCAUGCGAAAAGACAUGGAUUCCAUUCGGUCGAGGUAGAUUCACGGAUAAUGAUCCUCGUGGCGGCAGCAAUCUUUCUAGCCGCUUUGGUUCUGCGGUCCUCCAGCAAUGCCACUACAUGUCCACCUACCAAGUGUCCCGUAAAGAUAAACAGAGCAAAGCUGUAG